AUGCCGCGCGAUUCAUUCUCAAGUCCCCAGCCCAUCUUCAAGGGCAGGAUCAUAGCUGCCGCCGGUCCUCUGCCCGACAAGAACACGGUUGAAAACUUCAAGCACUGGGCCAAGCUACGCAAGGGCGAGUUCACGACCACGUUUGACGAAAGCGUCACCCACCUUCUCUGCUCUGACGAACAGUUCAAAGCCGAGAACCCAGUUGUCAAAAAAGCCCUAGGGCACAAGUGCCACAUUGUUCGCUACGAAUGGUUCCUCCUUUCCAUGGGCGGCGAAGAAGCCGCCCAGCCAGAAGAAGACCACGACCUCCGCGCCGGGCACAACAGGAGGAAACGAAAGGAGCAAAGGAUGAUGCGGCUCGAAAAGGGGAGACGACUGGCGAGGCGAUUCAUCGACCCUAGUCCGUAUUCCCGCCCGUUGCCUGGUCCUCAGUCGCAGGCGGUCGCUAAUGCCUUGCCAGAUCUUUACCAAAUCUUCGUCGACGACCUGCUCUUCUCGUACAAGGUCGAGCUCACCCGUCUCACUCGCCACGACCCGGACCCCCCCCACGAACGAGGCCUCUACGAGUCCAACGCCAAACCGCACCUAUACUGGUUCGCGGCGAAAUACUCCAAGUCCAAGGGCGACACCCAACCCCACUACUAUCGAGAGACGGAGUUCCCUACCUUGCGGCGUGCUCAGAUGGGCGCGUUCAAGGCCUUUUUCCAGCUCAAGACGGGGAUUCGUUGGUCGGAGCGAAUCAUCAGGGACGCCACCAUGCCCGCCGAGUAUUUCCAGUACACGCCCCCGACGGGGGGGAAAUCGACCGGAAGAGACAAGCUGUGGUCCCGCUACUUUUGUUUCGAGCUGAACAGGGCGUUGAGGGGGCUAAAUCCAGAGAAGACAGCCGCGGCGGAGGAUCAGGAGAGAGGCGUGAAAGACGGUCGCGGUGCUCAGAGUGGCGUCUGCGAAGUGCCACGCGGCUGCGAAACGGGCGUUGAUUCUGGCAACGAGCACCGAGAACCUCUCCGCGACUGA
Messenger RNA from Metarhizium album ARSEF 1941, 1017 nucleotides. Its product is annotated as anthranilate synthase component II. The coding region runs from base 1 to 1017 and encodes 338 amino acids. The transcript has 4 exons. Lineage: Eukaryota; Fungi; Ascomycota; Sordariomycetes; Hypocreales; Clavicipitaceae. The record is from RefSeq and is a predicted model, not a curated record.